GCGGCGGCCCGGCCGGCGGGGAGAGGCUCAAUGGCGGCGAGUUACCCGUAUGGGCAGCAAUUCCCUGGAUCUGCAGGACAAGCUCCAGGUGCUCCACCAGGGGCUUAUCCUGGUGGCCAAUAUGGAGGUGGAGCCCCUCCUGGAGGUCCCUAUGGUAGGCCAGCCCCUGGGGGGCCCUAUGGGCCACCAACUGGUGGAGGCCCUUAUGGCCCUCCUUCCUCUGGUCCUCCGGGUGGGAUGUAUGGAGGCAGCGCAGCACCAGGAGGACCCUACGGGCAGCCCUCAACUAAUCCAUAUGGUGCCCCUCAGCCUGGACCCUAUGGCACAGGAGGUCCCGCAGGCAGCGUCCCUCCAGGGGUGGACCCAGAAGCCUUUUCUUGGUUCCAGAGCGUAGAUUCCGACCGCAGCGGUGGCAUCUCAAUUAGAGAGCUCAAGGAGGCCCUCGUCAACAGCAACUGGUCCACUUUCAAUGAUGAAACUUGCUUGAUGAUGAUGAACAUGUUCGAUAAAAACAAGUCUGGAAGGAUUGACCUUUAUGGGUUUUCGGCCCUGUGGCGCUUCCUCCAACAGUGGCGAAAUCUCUUCCAGCAAUAUGACCGUGACCAGUCGGGAAGCAUUAACUUGAAUGAGCUGCACCAAGCUCUCUCCCAAAUGGGGUACAAUCUGAGCCUGCAGUUUUCCCAGUUGCUGCUGUCGCGUUACUCACAGAGGGCCAACAAUCCUGGCAUUCAACUGGACCGCUUCAUCCAGAUCUGCACCCUGCUCCAGACCAUGACUGAAGCCUUCCGGGAGAAGGAUACGGGCAUGUCGGGCAAUGCACGGAUCAGCUAUGAAGACUUCCUCAUGAUGUCAGCCACUCGUAUGUUGUGAGGCCUUUUCCUCUUAGAGAGCAAGGGGCGUGAGUGAUCUUUCCGGAGACUUGGCACUUCCGGCACAGGCCCAGAAGGAAGAAUCUGUGGUCCGCACUGUCUAGAAGAUGCUGUGUUAAGAAGGACAAUGAGAUUGAGCCUUUCAUCAUUUCUAAACAGCCACAUUGCCAGAUCAAUUCAAUUCUGGGAGGGUCGACGGGUUCAAAUUUGAUUACAGUGAAAUAGGCAUUCUGCGCAGCUGCUAAGAGCCAAACGACAAGCAGCCGGCCAAAACUGUAGUGACGUGCAGUUCCACCAUGGCCGCCACAGCGAGGCUUCAUGUCUGCCCCCAGCCAAGACGUGUCAGGUACCUUCAGCCCAGGCUUCUAUGCCAGCUUUAGGGAUGGUUGCCAGGCAGCUUGAAUAAUGCCUCAUCCUCCUGAAUUAUCCUUCUGGAGCUUCCUGAAACUUAGUACAGGUCUGUCUUGAGCGCUCUUGAAUUACCAAAGCAGAAAACAGUACCAGGGAGAGCAUUGGGUGCUGACGCUGCUGUCUUCGCAGAAAGGGGCCUGUACUUCGUGGUGUCUGUUUCAAGCCAGCUCUGCAUUUUGCCAUGAGAAGAGCUGAGAUUUCAGACUUCUCCUCCGCAGGCACGUUUUCAUGAAGCUCUGGUCCCGUCCUCCCCAGUCAACCUGGUCCCCACCUUUCCCUUUGCAGUGCUAAAUGGCAAGCUUUUCUUGCCAACAAAUAAUUUAACUUGUUCACUUUUCAGUUGCCAACAUUUUGCUUGUGAUUUUCUUUGUGGGGCCAAAAUCAUGGAUGGUAACAUGUCAGGAAGAGAUGUAUACCUAAAUAAAACUGUACAAUAAAGGUUCCUAAGCACUAAGA
Varanus komodoensis (Komodo dragon) is the source of this 1736-nucleotide messenger RNA. RefSeq names its product penta-EF-hand domain containing 1 (gene PEF1). Lineage: Eukaryota; Metazoa; Chordata; Lepidosauria; Squamata; Varanidae. Bases 31 to 870 code for a protein of 279 amino acids. The record is from RefSeq and is a predicted model, not a curated record. Gene Ontology annotation, molecular function: calcium ion binding. Gene Ontology annotation, biological process: COPII vesicle coat assembly. The transcript is spliced from 5 exons.